Molecule: messenger RNA, 804 nt
Organism: Chilo suppressalis (striped riceborer)
Lineage: Eukaryota; Metazoa; Arthropoda; Insecta; Lepidoptera; Crambidae
Source: the annotation of a GenBank genome assembly
AUGCCGAAUGUGACCCAUGUGAGGCCAGUCCAUCUUCAGUUUAAAUCAUGUGAUGAGAGUAUGGGGGUUUGUUCAUUUCCUUCGGCACAUGUACAGCUUACAAAAAAAAGCCACAUGUUGAUGGCAACACAGCCAUAUAGGAUCAAACUUAUACUGGAAAUGCCAGAAUCUCCUGUUAACAAGGAAUUGGGCAUGUUCAUGGUUUGUGCUCAGAUGAGGGCAAGAGGGGGUGUCCUAGUUUCUUCAUCCUGUCGAUUUGCAAUGCUCAGACACAGGUCUAAGUUGCACGAGGUGAUCCGCACGUUUGCAUUCUCACCGUUCCUUCUGUCUGGAGUCAACGAAGAGAAACAGCUGCUACAGGUCGAGCUGUUCAGCGACUUUGAGGAUGAUCCGAGUGUACCAGUUACUGACGCGUACGUGGAGGUACAGUCGCGGCACGCGCAGGUGUACUGGUGCGAGCUGCACGUGCAGGCGCACUUCAGUGGCCUGCGGUACUUCAUGUUCCACUGGCCUAAGUUUGCCGCACUUAUAGGUAUAAGCACUAACCUCUUCUUCGUAUCACUGGUCUUCAUACUGAGCUGGUAUCACCUGCAAGAUGGACUGCCUGAAUUUGUCAAGACCAAAUUCAAAGUUGCAGUGAAAUCUGAAGAAGAAGAAGAAACAAAAAAGUUUGUUGGAAAAGUGAAACUUGAACUUGAAAGAGAAGAUUCGUCGAUGUUUCUCGACGACGAAGAUUUUCGUGACGAAAGUCUCAUCGUAGAGGAGAUCCAGAAGAUGGAAGAACCAAAACCAAAGGAUAUUUAA